Molecule: messenger RNA, 1416 nt
Organism: Acanthosepion pharaonis
Lineage: Eukaryota; Metazoa; Mollusca; Cephalopoda; Sepiida; Sepiidae
Source: the annotation of a GenBank genome assembly
AUGCACAUCUAUCUAUCUAUCUAUCUAUCUAUCUAUCUAUCUAUCUAUCUUCUGAAAAUUAAAUAUCUAUCUAUCUAUCUAUCUAUCUAUCUAUCUAUCUAUCUAUCUAUCUAUCUAUCUAUCUAUCUAUCUGUUUUCGUCUCUUUCAACAACUUAUUAUUCAUCAGUCUGAAAAUUAAAUAUCUAUCUAUCUAUCUAUCUAUCUAUCUAUCUAUCUAUCUUCUGAAAAUUAAAUAUCUAUCUAUCUAUCUAUCUAUCUAUCUAUCUAUCUAUCUAUCUAUCUAUCUAUCUAUCUGUUUUCGUCUCUUUCAACAACUUAGUUAUUCAUCAUUAUUCAUCAGUCUGAAAAUUAAAUAUCUAUCUAUCUAUCUAUCUAUCUAUCUAUCUAUCUAUUUUUCGUCUCUUUCCAACAACUUAUUAUUCAUCAGUCUGAAAAUUAAAUAUCUAUCUAUCUAUCUAUCUAUCUAUCUAUCUGUUUUCGUCUCUUUCAACAACUUAUUAUUCAUCAGUCUGAAAAUUAAAUAUCUAUCUAUCUAUCUAUCUAUCUAUCUAUCUAUCUCUAUCUAUCUAUCUAUCUGUUUUCGUCUCUUUCAACAACUUAGUUAUUCAUCAUUAUUCAUCAGUCUGAAAAUUAAAUACCCAUCUAUCUAUCUCUCUAUCUAUCUAUCUAUCUAUCUAUCUAUCUAUCUAACCUUAUUCAUCAGUCUGAAAAUUAAAUAUGCCCAUCUAUCUAUCUAUCUAUCUAUCUAUCUAUCUAUCUAUCUAUCUAUCUAUCUAUCUAUUAUUAUUAAAAUAUUCUUACGUCAUUGCAAUGUUUGUGGUUAUCUUCCACUCAAUCUGUUCAUAUCUAUCUAUCUAUCUAUCUAUCUUAGUGUUUUCAUAUCUAUCUAUCUAUCUAUCUAUCUAUCUAUCUAUCUAUCUAUCUAUCUAUCAAUGUUUUUUAUCUAUCUGUCUAUCUAUCUAUCUAUCACAAUGUUUUUCAUAUCUAUCUAUCUAUCUAUCUAUCUAUCUAUCUAUCUAUCUAUCUAUCGCAAUGUUUUCAUAUCUAUCUAUCUAUCUAUCUAUCUAUCUAUCUAUCUAUCUAUCUAUCUAUCGCAAUGUUUUCAUAUCUAUCUGUCUAUCUAUCUAUCUAUCGCAAUGUUUUCAUAUCUAUCUAUCUAUCUAUCUAUCUAUCUAUCUAUCUAUCUAUCGCAAUGUUUUCAUAUCUAUCUAUCUAUCUAUCUAUCUAUCUAUCUAUCUAUCUAUCUAUCUAUCUAUCUAUCUAUCGCUGUGUUUCAUAUCUAUCAAUCUAUCUAUCUAUCUGCACUACGAAUGUAUCAAACCGUCGUCGUCUUCUUCAGGCCAGGAACAUUCCGUCUUUCUGACGUGACUUUACUUAUUCCUUCUUUUUUCUUAUUUAGCCCGCCUUUAACAUGA